Molecule: messenger RNA, 1165 nt
Organism: Lagenorhynchus albirostris (white-beaked dolphin)
Lineage: Eukaryota; Metazoa; Chordata; Mammalia; Artiodactyla; Delphinidae
Product: RAD52 motif-containing protein 1-like
Exons: 1
Cellular component (GO): nucleolus
Molecular function (GO): RNA binding
Source: RefSeq, a predicted model, not a curated record
AACCUUGCUGGUGUGGGAGCUGAGCUCUGGACCCAUGGCCGAGGCCUUGCAAUCUUCUCCCAGUUUGGCCUUCUGUAUUCGGUCCGAGUCUUCCCAGAUGCAGCAGUGGCCGGUCCUGGGUUCUAUGCCAUCAUCAAGUUUUAUUCAGCAAGGGAUGCCCACAGAGCCCAAAAGGCAUGCGACCAGAAGCAGCUUUUUCAGACAUCUCCAGUGAAGGUUCGUCUCGGCACCAGAUAUAAGGCGAUUCAACAUAAUACGCCUGCCCUAAAUGGCUCCAGAUACCAAGAAUUGGCAAAUUACUACUUUGGUUUCAAUAGGUGGUCAAAAAGGAUCAUCAGGCUUCAGGAUCUUUCUAACCUUGAAGAAAGGGAAAAGGAAGAUAUUGUGACACCACUUCCCAAGCAAAGCCUGAAGUUCUUUUGUGCUUUAGAGGCGGUAUUGCCCUCCCACGAGUGCAGGAGUCCCGGAGUUGGCAUGGCUGAGGAACCUGUGGAUAACUUGGAGGAAGGGUCGUUAUCAUUCCUUAUGAAAAGGAAGCUAACCCAGAAGGUUGCUAUUCAGAAGGCUAUGAGAGAUGCAUUCCAGAAACAGCUGAUUGUGGUUUUAGAAAGUGGUAAAACAGCUGUGGCAUGUAGAUCGUGUGAAGAGGUCACAGAUGCUAGAACUGAAGAAGAACUGCAGGAUUUAAUUCAAGUAUGUGGAGAUAAAAGCUCAAGGGGUACACAGCCAGCGUAGCCAUAAUUCAAAACAACCAGCAGGAUUUGGAAGACUUUGGCAUGUCUACUCAGCUCUGUCAUCCUUAGGAAAAGGUGAAACUCUGAAACUGCUUUUGAGGCAGGGAAUUUCUAGGACUUUUCCAAGUCCCGAGCCUUGUCUCUGGCCCCUUAUUUGAAGUUUGGAGAGCAGGAUCAAGGGCCAUCAGUGUACGUCUACAGUUGUGGAUCCAGGAGAAGACACAGGCCUUUUAGAACUCCCCUCUAAUAGAAUUGCAGGGAUUUGGGAAGAAAGUAACUAUGGCCUUAAGUGUGAUUAUGCUACAGUGUUUAAAAACUAUUCAUGCCUUUCAAGUAAGGUAUAUUACCCAGAUCUCAGCAUCUCACAUAUAUCUUGUGUUAAAUAUUUUGCCGAAGAACCUUUCUGUAAACCAAUUAUAUGGAUGCCUCAA